This is a messenger RNA of Plasmodium falciparum 3D7, 3054 nucleotides long. RefSeq names its product MBL fold metallo-hydrolase. Lineage: Eukaryota; Apicomplexa; Aconoidasida; Haemosporida; Plasmodiidae. Gene Ontology annotation, cellular component: cytoplasm; nucleus. The record is from RefSeq and is a predicted model, not a curated record.
AUGAAUUAUUACCACCAGACGAAGAUUAUUAUACAAGUACUCGGCGCAGGGCAAACGGUGGGGAGGUCUUGUGUUAUCGUCGAGCUAGAAAAUAGAAAAGUCAUGUUUGAUUGUGGUUGCCAUUUGGGCUAUAAGGAUGAAAGAAAAUAUCCGAAUUUUAAUUUAUUGAUAAGGGGCCCAGAUAAAAUUAAUCACUGUCAAAAAGAAGAGUUUAUAGAUGAUGAAAUUGAAGAGAAUAUAGAAGAUGAUGAAAUUGAAGAGAAUGUAAAUGAUCAACAUAUAAAUGAUGAUAAUAUAAAUAAUAUAAAUGAUGAUUAUAAAGAUAAGUCAGACCAGAAAAGAAAUAAUAGAGAUAUAGAAAAAGUAGAAGUAAAAGUAGAAGAAAAUGUCGAAGAACCAAACUUUUAUGAUAAUUCCAAUGCGGAUGUAGUAAAUAUAAGUAUAGUAAAUAGUAGCAUAACCGAUAAAGAGAAAUUAAUAAAUAAUUUAAAAAGGAUAAAUGAAAUAAUAGAUUGUGUGAUUAUAAGUCAUUUUCAUAUGGAUCAUAUAGGUGCAUUACCAUUUUUUACAGAAAUAUUAAAAUAUCGAGGAAUAAUACUUAUGAGUUAUCCUACGAAAGCCUUAAGUCCCAUCCUAUUAUUAGAUAGUUGUCGUGUAACUGAUAUGAAAUGGGAGAAAAAAAAUUUUGAAAGACAAAUAAAAAUGUUAAAUGAAAAAUCAGAUGAAUUAUUAAAUUAUAAUAUUAAUUGUAUAAAAAAAGAUCCAUGGAAUAUUAAUGAAGAUAAUAUAUAUAAUUGUAUUGAUAAAGUUAUUGGAUUACAAAUAAAUGAAACAUUUGAAUUAGGUGAUAUGUCCAUAACACCAUAUUAUGCAGGACAUGUUUUAGGAGCAUGUAUAUAUAAAAUUGAAGUAAGAAAUUUUAGUGUAAUAUAUACAGGUGAUUAUAAUACUAUACCAGAUAAACAUUUAGGUAGUGCUAAUAUACCAUCAUUAAAUCCUGAAAUAUUCAUAUCUGAAUCAACUUAUGCAACUUAUGUAAGACCAACUAAAAAAGCUUCAGAAUUAGAAUUGUGUAAUUUAGUUCACGAAUGUGUACAUAAAGGAGGAAAAGUUCUUAUUCCUGUUUUUGCAAUAGGAAGAGCACAAGAAUUAUCUAUUUUAUUAGAUGAUUAUUGGAAAAAAAUGAAAAUACAUUAUCCUAUAUAUUUUGGUUGUGGACUUACAGAAAAUGCAAAUAAAUAUUAUAAGAUUUAUUCUUCAUGGAUUAAUAGUAGUUGUAUGUCCAAUGAAAAAGAAAAUCUCUUUGAUUUUGCAAACAUAUCUCCAUUUUUAAAUAAUUAUUUAAAUGAAAAAAGACCUAUGGUUUUAUUUGCAACACCCGGAAUGUUACAUACCGGACUUUCUCUUAAAGCAUUUAAAGCAUGGGCAGGAAAUCCACAAAAUUUAAUCGUUUUACCAGGUUAUUGUGUACAAGGUACUGUUGGUCAUAAAUUAAUUAUGGGAGAAAAACAAAUAUCCUUAGAUGGUACUACAUAUAUUAAAGUCUUAUGUAAAAUUAUUUAUUUAUCAUUCUCUGCACACGCUGAUUCUAAUGGUAUUCAACAACUUAUUAAACAUGUGUCUCCAAAAAAUGUUAUAUUUGUUCAUGGUGAAAAAAACGGAAUGCAAAAAUUAGCAAAAUAUAUUUCAAAUAAACACAUGAUUAAUUCUAUGUGCCCAUCUUUAGGACAACAAUGUCAUUUCGAUUUUAUAAAACAUAAUAUUAAUUAUAUAUAUAUCCAUAAAAAUAUUCAUAAACAUAUAUUACAACUAAAAAAAAAAAUCACCAAAAAUAAACACAUAAACACUACAAACAUACAAAAAACGGAUCUUUAUAUAAAUGAAAAUAAGAAAAAAAAAAAUAAAAAAAUAAAAAAAGAAUGUACAUAUGUAAAUAAAAAAAUUAAAGUUCCAUUUAAUGCAUAUAUGUUUUAUAUACCCCUAACUCAUAAACCUUAUAUUUUCCUAUUUUCAAAAAAAAAUUUAUUACAAUAUUUAAAAACAAAACAUAUACCAAUCAUAAUUGAACAUAAAGAACAAAAAAUUAAUUCAGAUCAAUUGUUUUUAUAUAAAAAUGAAAAAAUAAGUAAUUAUCAUAAAAAAGAUAAAAAAAAAAAGGCUAUCGAUGAACACAAACUUAAAGUUCGUAAUAAAUUAAUUCAAAAAAAAAUUAAUAUACAAACAAAUUGUGAUAAUAAUAAAAAUAAUAAAAAUAAAUGCUUUAAUAAUUAUUUGAAUCAUUCAUAUGUAUCAUCAAAAGAUGCUAAUAUGUCAAAUGUAAUCGAUCAUCCAUAUAUAGAUGAACAUUUUGUAGGAGAAAACAAAAAUGAACAUAUAAUAACUAAUAUAAAUGAUCUAAUAAAUAAAAAUAAUUCAAAUUGUUAUCUCACAAAUCAAAACGUGUAUUCUUCACCUAACUUAACAAUUCAGUCUCCAAAAAGUGACGAUGAUGAGAUUAGCCCCAUUAGUAAUAAUGAUAAUGAAGAAAGUGAUAUGUCACAAAAAAAAAAACAACCUUUAAUAAAAAAAAAUAACAUUCAUAGUGAUGACAAAUACAAGAAUGAACAUAUGAACGAAAAUCAAAUAAAUAAUAAUAAUAAUAAUAAUAUCUAUGAACAAGAUGUACUUGAAAAUGAUAGCUCAUCCAAUGAUGAACAAAAACCUUUUAAUUUUGUUCUGAAAAAAGAUAAAGUUAAUCUACCUUUACUUAAUUUAAGAUUUAAAGAAAUUAUUACCAUUGCAUAUCAAACUUUUUAUAAUUUUGUUCUUACCUUUUUUCAAGAAAUUGUUAAUACAGAAAAUAAAGAUAAAAUCGAUUUUCUAGGUAAACGAGUUCUUAUUAAAAAUGUUAAAUAUAACGAUUCGUAUUUUUUUUAUUUAUCCUUCCAUUCUUUAAGAGCUAUCCAUGAUGGACAAAAUAAUUUGAUCAUGCAAUGGUCCUAUGUUGAUGACUACCCAAAUUCAAUUAUUCAAAAAUUUAUAAAAUGUCUACAUAAAUAUAAUCAAAUGGAAUAA